Molecule: messenger RNA, 192 nt
Organism: Clunio marinus
Lineage: Eukaryota; Metazoa; Arthropoda; Insecta; Diptera; Chironomidae
Source: the annotation of a GenBank genome assembly
AUGCAACUCAAGCAAUCAAUUUGCGAAAUGACGGAACAUUUCAUCACCAUACGAAGAAGACGAUAUGGCAAUUUAAGAAUGAAAUUAAUGACGAAAGCUACGAGCUUUAUUACUACAGCAAAAAAAAAUAUCAUCUUUACACAUCAAUACAAUGAGUCUUUUAUGUUGCUUCGGAUGGGUUCUCAUGGAUGA